Molecule: messenger RNA, 1071 nt
Organism: Rhagoletis zephyria (snowberry fruit fly)
Lineage: Eukaryota; Metazoa; Arthropoda; Insecta; Diptera; Tephritidae
Source: RefSeq, a predicted model, not a curated record
AUGUCCAACCAUCCAGUUGAUCCGGUGGACGGGAACAAGGACCUGAAGCUGCAGAUUCAGCUCUUUGACAUUCUCUCCGAUCAGUCUGACAUUGACCAUCCGCUCUGUGAGGAGUGCGCCGACUUUGUCAUCAAGCAGAUGGACCACCACCUGAAGAUUCUUGAGGACGAGUGCGCCGACUACAACGAGUACCUCAAGCAGAUCGACACUACCAAACAGGAGACCACUGCUCAGGCCACUGACGAGGAGGAGAUUGAGGAGCUUCGCACGCAGCUAAAGUCUAUGCAGCUGACACAGGCGUCGAUGAUUGCCGAGCUGAAGGAGCUGAACAAGGAGCAGAAGCGCGUCGAGGACGACGUGGAGAAGAACCUGAACGAGCUGAAGCGCCUCAAGACGGACGAGGACCGGUACUGGCACGAGUACAACAACGUCAAGUACAACUUCUUCCAGUGCGAGGAGGAGCAGAGUACGCUGGAGAAUAAGCUGCGCUACGCAAAGACCUUCUACGGGAAGCUGAAGAGCACCUGCGUCUUCAACGCCACCUUCCACAUCUGGCACAGCGGCGACUUUGCCACCAUCAACGGCUUCCGCAUGGGCCGCCUGGAGAGCAUGCAGGUCGACUGGAAUGAGAUCAACGCCGGCUGGGGCCAGUGCGCCCUGCUCCUUAGCUCACUGGCCAACAAGAUCGGCCUCACCUUUAAGCGCUUCAAGAUCGUCCCCUACGGCAACUACUCCUUCAUCGAGUCGCUGGAGGCGGACAAGUCGAAGCAGCUGCCGCUGUACACCUCCGGUGGGUUAAAGUACUACUUCAACCAGAAGUACGACCAGGCGAUGGUCGCCUUCCUCGACUGUUUGAAGCAGUUCAACGACGAGUGCCACCGCCAGGAUGAGGGCUUCAAGCUUCCCUACGAGAUGGACUUGAAGGGAAACAUCUCUGACUUGCAGCACAACAUCAAGCUGUCUAUCAAAAUUAGCAUCAACACUGAAGACAAGUGGACGAAGGCGCUGAAGUUGAUGCUGACUAACCUAAAGUGGGGACUCGCAUUCGUGUCCAAUAAGCACCACGUUUAA